Molecule: messenger RNA, 270 nt
Organism: Trypanosoma grayi
Lineage: Eukaryota; Euglenozoa; Kinetoplastea; Trypanosomatida; Trypanosomatidae
Exons: 1
Coding region: 1-270 (89 amino acids)
Source: RefSeq, a predicted model, not a curated record
AUGUGCAUUCGUGACGUUCAGCUGGAUACCCAGCGCAGCAGCUGCACCGGUUUUCAUGCCAAGCGUUGCCCUCACCGCAUGGGCAUCGUCAGUCAUCAGGAGAACAACUCCAUUCAGCGGCGCAAGGAGUCUCAUACCGUCAGUGUAGCACUUCAAAGGAGAGAUCGUAAGCUCUCCACUCAAUAUGUUCUCAGCGCGAUACCCCUCCACGAACCGCUUCAUGUGGACCGUCCGCCCACCCUGAUUGCAGCGGCAGAGAGCCCCCUGUGA